CGGGCCGCAGUGUUUUCAAUCGCAGCAAUUACCACGGAAUGUGGUAGCCCGGCUGCUUGGAGCCGGACGGAGGGGGUGGGAAUAAUAAAACGUUAGGCGUGUCGGCGUCCGUUUUUUACGACUUUUAUAACCAUUGAGAAUCGUUGUCUCGCCGAUCCGAUUUCUCGUCGCGCUACCGAAGCGACGACGAUAGCGACGAGCCCUCGGAGUAGAUCGGUUUCGAUCGAAGCGUAAUGUCAAAGGUGCACGUGACUGCGACGCCGCGACGUUCCGAGGAUGCUUGGGUCGUAGACCCGCUACGAUAGCGUAUCCCAACGACAGGUAUAUCGCAUUGAGAGUCGUUGCGUUGCAUCGCAUAUAUGUGCCCGUCGUUUGUCCGCGCGCGAAGGAGGGUAUGCUCUUAUGGGGUAGCGAGCGGCAGGUAGUCUUUGCCGUGGAAUGGAGACGGAGAGCGUGAAAUCCGGGGCUAGCGAGCAUAGCCAUAGCCACCACAGCAGAAGCUCCCAAAAGCACCAUCGAUCCCACAGCUCGAAGCAGCAUCACAGGCAACAUUCUCACCGUACUCCCAGAAGCACUCGAAGUCAAAGGAAAGAAAGACAGAAUUUGGAUACUAACGAAAUGGCUCCGUUUCAAACAACCGUAAACGUACGGGGAGAUAGCGUGGAUAAUAUGGGUCAGGAGGUGAUCGAGGUGCAGAUACUGCCACAGGAUGAGAAUUGGGGAGAGAAUACCACGGCCGUUACCGGCAAUACUUCGGACAGAUCCGAAUCGACCGAGGAUGUAAGCCACUGGCCAAACGAGACCGACGGAUCAUUUGGUUCUAGCUGCAGUCGUUAUGUCGGUCCGGUCGUGGCGAUGAUACUCGGAAUAAGCGCCUUUCUUAGUCCUAUUGCCAUGGUGAUCUUGCCUAAACUGGGAUUUUUUCCUGACUCAACGACGGUGUUGACGAUGCAGCAAAAACUACAGCUACUGUCGUGCAACGCCGAAUGCAAAGGCCAACUGCUAGGAUUAGCCUUCAAACUGGUGCUACUGGGUAUCGGUAGCUGGGCGGUGUUUCUGCGUCCGCGAAUCGCUACCAUGCCGCGUAUAUUUUUAUUUAGAGCAGGAGUGCUGCUGCUAACCAUGCUGUGCAUUUGUACUUAUUGGCUUUUUUAUGUUGUACAGAUCACUGAGAGUGCUAAGACUGCUGCCAAUGGUGAAAUAUCAGAGUACAAAAGUUUAGUAAAUUAUGCAGGUACCCUUGCAGAUACACUGCUAUUUAUACACUAUGUUGCUGUGCUCCUUAUUGAAGUUCGUCAUCUGCAGCCUACAUUCUAUCUAAAGGUCGUUAGAUCGCCGGAUGGUGAAUCGAGAUCUUACGCGAUUGGCCAAUUAUCGAUACAGAGAGCGGCAGUAUGGGUCUUGGAGAGGUAUUACACGGAAUUUCCGAUUUAUAAUCCAUAUUUGGAACGAUUGCCGGUCUCGAAGUCGGGCAGGAAGCAGUCGAGUUUCAAAUUCUACGAAGUCGACGGUGGAGUGACUGGCGGUAUGCAAUCGCGCGGUGGUAGCGGGGACCGAGCAGUUUUAGCUGCGCAGGCACGUCGUCGUGAUUCCAGUCACAACGAACGCUUCUACGAGGAACACGAUUACGAACGACGAGUACGGAAACGCCGCGCGAGGCUAAUCACCGCCGCCGAGGAAGCAUUUGCGCACAUUAAACGCUUACAUUCCGAAGUAGAGUCUACGCCGAACUCGGGACCGAUGGAUCCCAUGGAAGCUGCGCAAGCGGUGUUUCCUUCCAUGGCGAGGGCCUUGCAGAAAUAUUUGAGAAUCACUCGACAACAACCGCGUCAUUCUGUUGAAUCUAUUCUUAAUCGUCUUGCCCGCUGUUUAGCCCAAGAUGCGGCACCACGCGCAUUUUUGGAACCAUUCUUCGUUACGAGCCCGGUGCUAUCGAACGAGAAGGAGAGACAAAAGCGAUCGCAUCAUUGGGCCUUGGUGUGCGAGGGAGAGUUACCCUCGCGUCCAAUCGCUAACGGUUGUGAAUUUCAGUUGAGACAGGGCGAAGUAGCACUCUUGUGCACGGCGCAUAGAUUACCGCACUUUAAUCUCACUGAACAAUUGGCACAUCCUAAAUCGAACAAAUUUCUUCUGCGAUUAAAUUCUGAAACUUCUGUUUAAAAUGCCUGAUAGAAUUCUGGAAAUUCCAUUCUUUAAUUUUCAAUGAAAUUUUGCAAUAUCUUAAAAAACGGGAAUAUAUGUACUUAGUAAGAUUUUUGAUGUAAAUUAAAUUCAAUAGAGAUAAUAUUUAAAAAAACGUAAUUUUUUUUGCGUUGAAAGCGCUGGACUUCGCUUUGCGCAAAAUACAUAAUGUGGUAUAUGCUAUAGUUUAUUUCAUGUGGAUAUAAAAAGAGAAUAAUGGAGACUUUUAUUUGCGCAGAAAAUAUUUAAUAAUUUGAGUGAGUACUGAAUCUCGCUUUAUGUAAAAACUAUUUUAUUCAAUUUAUCGAAAUAUUUUCAUCAGAUUUCAUGAAAAUUGGAAAACCAAUUUUCUUUUAAAAUGUAACCUAUUAUAAAACAAUGUAAUAGUACAUAUUUUUUAACAUGAUAAAUUGGAAGCAACACAAGAAUAAUGUUACUUUAUUUCAUUGAGUUU
Camponotus floridanus (Florida carpenter ant) is the source of this 2635-nucleotide messenger RNA. RefSeq names its product vang-like protein 1 (gene Vang). Lineage: Eukaryota; Metazoa; Arthropoda; Insecta; Hymenoptera; Formicidae. Bases 439 to 2160 code for a protein of 573 amino acids. Gene Ontology annotation, cellular component: plasma membrane. Gene Ontology annotation, biological process: establishment of planar polarity; Wnt signaling pathway, planar cell polarity pathway; multicellular organism development. The transcript is spliced from 4 exons. The record is from RefSeq and is a predicted model, not a curated record.